AUGCCGGCAAACCGGAUCAGGAUUGCCAAGGGCUCAUGCUGGCCAUGCAAGAAGAGACGCGUCAAAUGUGACCUCUCCAAGCCAGACUGUCGGCGCUGCACCUCUUCCGGUACAACAUGCGACUACAACACCCGCCUGAUAAGGUGGAGCACGCGGCCGAGCGGCCACAUAACUCCGGCGUACGGCAGCAUCCCCCGGAAUGACGUGCAACUGGCAGUGUUCCUUGAUGUGUGUGAGCGGCGUGCCCUCGACUAUUUCCAUCGUCGCGUCUGGCCCCUCCUCUCCACGUCCAAGGAGCCCUGUGCCGCCCCGACCCCGGUCGCCUUGGAACACCGGGUGGUUCUUCUUGCAGCCUGUGUGCUGUCUGACUCUCAUAGGCGGUUGCAGGAUGGUGGCUUGCGUGGCCACGAUGCCCUCGGUAAGCGGCGUCUUGAGUGUCUGGCUGCUGUGAGGACCGAGAUCGCUCGCUGCUGCGUUGACGUGCAGGGAACUGGCCCCCUCGUCGUAUUGCUGUUCGCAGUCAUCUUGCUCUAUUUUGACGACGGCUACGUAGGGUGCGCGUUGAAGUCCGCCUCGACGUCUAGCCACUAUAGCGGUGUCCUGGCUAUUCUCGAGCGCCUCGGUGGCAUCCAUGCUACAUUGAAGAAGGCUCCCGAGCCGCUCCACAUGCUGGUCUCGGAAUUUGCAACCACAGAUCUCACGAGUUCCAUCAUCCGUGGACGGCCUCCCUACUUCGCGCCUACAGUAUGGGACCUCGUCGAUCAGGGCCCGGUCUGGUGGGGUCGAGACCCUUUGGGCAGAGUAUCACUCGCAUCCGUCUUUCGCGAGAUGGCCAGCAUGAGCCUGUAUCUACAGGCGACCACCACCAUGGUCGAAGACUUCUCAAUGGAGCGCGUCCGCCAGUUCGAGGCUGCCCUUCGUCCCGUAUAUGCGCCCUUAACAGUUGAGGACUGCGACGGCCAGAGCACAUCCUCGGAGGGAUUCGACGUUCUCUCAGACAUGGAAAUGGAAGCCGUGCAUGCCUUCACUCUCAUCCGCACCUUUCAACAUGCCGCAUUGCUGUACCUAUACAGGGCCCUCUGUGGUCUCCCAAAACGGCACGCGCUUGUCCAACAGCACGUCAAGUGCUGUCUUGCAUGUAUAUUCGAGAUCCCGCGGCAAGCUAAGGUCCUAAACUGUGUUAUUUUCCCGCUCUUCAUCGCUGGAGCUCACUCCGUGUCCACAGAAGAGCAGAGAGCAGUGCUGAACAUGGCCGACGUGCUCUACGACGACAUGCGGUUCGCUUCCAUUGAAGCUAUCAAGUCUGUCUUUAAGAGGGCCUGGUUCUCUGAAUCUACAAAUCAGUCUUGGUUUGACAUCUUCAACCAUCUAGAACCCCACGUUUUGGUGCUGUAA
Molecule: messenger RNA, 1395 nt
Organism: Diaporthe amygdali
Lineage: Eukaryota; Fungi; Ascomycota; Sordariomycetes; Diaporthales; Diaporthaceae
Exons: 1
Coding region: 1-1395 (464 amino acids)
Biological process (GO): positive regulation of transcription by RNA polymerase II
Cellular component (GO): nucleus
Molecular function (GO): zinc ion binding; transcription cis-regulatory region binding; DNA-binding transcription factor activity, RNA polymerase II-specific
Source: RefSeq, a predicted model, not a curated record